Messenger RNA from Cajanus cajan (pigeon pea), 1951 nucleotides. Lineage: Eukaryota; Viridiplantae; Streptophyta; Magnoliopsida; Fabales; Fabaceae. The record is from RefSeq and is a predicted model, not a curated record.
GGGAUGCUCAUCAUGUGCUUCCAAAACUGAUCUAUUUCCCUUCUCCUUCUUACUUCUGUCUUUCUUUCUCCCUGCUACAAAUCCAAAAUCCACCAAAUCCCGGGUAAAAUAAACCUCUUCUCGAUCCAUCACUCUCUUCCUCUUCCUUUCUCACUUUCCCUCCUUUCAAUUUCACUUCUGCCUCCGCCACUGGCAUUCAUUUCACUCGAUUUCACUUCUUCUUCCGCAGCGCCAAACAGUUAAUUUCUCGAUCGAACUCCGCCACUUCUAGGGUUCCCCGCUGCCAUGGACCAGGCCGAAUUAACCUCCGAACAGGUUCUGAGGAGGGACAUCCCAUGGGAGACCUAUAUGUCCACGAAGCUUAUCUCAGGCACGAGCCUUCAGCUCUUGAGGCGUUACGAUCACCGACCAGAAAGUCACAAAGCACAGUUGCUCGAUGAUGAUGGUCCCUCUUAUGUUCGCGUGUUUGUUCGUGUUUUGCGUGACAUUUUCAAGGAGGAUACUGUAGAGUAUGUUUUGGCCCUGAUAGAUGAAAUGCUUGCAGCAAACCCGAAGAGAGCAAGACUGUUUCAUGACAGUGCCCUUGCGGAUGAAGAUACUUAUGAGCCUUUCCUAAGAUUGCUCUGGAAAGGAAAUUGGUUCAUACAAGAGAAAAGUUGUAAGAUCCUUGCUUUAAUUGUUAGUGUCAGGCCAAAAAGUCAGAAUGGUACUGUGUCAAAUGGAGAAGCAUCAAAUGGAAAGAAGUCUCUUACAACUAUUGAUGAUGUUUUGAUAGGAUUGGUAAAAUGGCUCUGUGAACAGUUAAAGAAACCUUCUCAUCCUAUUCGUGGAGUCCCAACUGCUAUCAAUUGCCUAGCAACACUACUCAAGGAACCUGUGGUUAGGUCUUCCUUUGUUCAGGCGGAUGGGGUCAAGUUACUUGUGCCAUUGAUUUCACCAGCAUCCACUCAACAAUCUAUUCAGCUUCUUUAUGAAACAUGUCUUUGCAUAUGGCUCUUAUCCUAUUAUGAGCCAGCAAUUGAGUAUUUGGCUACUUCAAGGACCCUUCCACGACUUAUUGAUGUUGUUAAGAGUUCUACAAAAGAGAAGGUGGUUAGAGUUGUUGUCUUGACUCUUAAGAACUUGAUGUCAAAAGGGACAUUGGGUGCUCAGAUGGUUGACCUUCAGCUGCCACAAGUUGUCCAGAGUUUAAAAGCCCAAGCAUGGAGUGAUGAGGACUUGUUGGAGGCACUGAAUUCCCUGGAAGAAGGGCUUAAGGAUAAUAUUAAGAAACUAAGUUCUUUUGAUAAGUACAAGCAAGAAGUUCUCCUUGGCCAUCUGGAUUGGUCUCCCAUGCACAAAGAUCCCAUAUUCUGGCGAGAAAAUAUAACCAACUUUGAAGAAAGUGAUUUCCAGAUCCUAAGGGUCCUAAUAACAAUUUUGGACACCUCCAAUGAUCCUAGAUCUCUGGCUGUUGCUUGCUUUGACCUUUCACAGUUUAUCCAGAUCCAUCCUGCAGGACGUAUCAUUGUGACGGACCUUAAGGCCAAGGAACGAGUGAUGAAACUUAUGAACCAUGAAAAUGCUGAAGUUACUAAAAAUGCACUUCUCUGCAUCCAGCGGCUUCUCUUAGGUGCAAAGUAUGCAAGCUUCUUGCAGGUUUAAUUCUACUUCUGUAUGGUGGGGCCUAGUGUAUGCACUUAAUUCCAUCAACUUCAGGGCAAUCUCAAAUUGAAUCGGCCCUCGUGUACUCGGCUAUUCAUUGUUUUAGUGAUUAAUUUAUUGUGUAUGGCUAUUAAGAUUUCGGUUUCAACAGUGCAGAAGAAAUUAUAUGUGAGAAAUAAGUAUGCAUGAUAUUCUGCUGCUGAAUAAAACAAGUUUUGUAACUAUCUCGAAGUUGUGCUUGUAGGUAUGUUGAAGUUGUUAGACAACAAAAUUUAUCGUUAAUAUGGAUAUGUAAUUUCUUGAAAAA